AAUUAUAUAUACUAAAUUGAUGAAAAGUUGGAACACGAGAUGGGACAUAAAGCGUGUUAGAGUGAAAGUCAUUCCAAACAAAUGGUCACGCAUUUCUAUGCCGCCAUCCACUUGGGCAUUUAAUCAGACAGGUUGGCCGAUAUUAAAAAGUCUAAAGUCGUACGAUGGAGUUCAGCUGAGUACAUACGAUGUCCAAACAAAUAUUUCUAUAUAGAUCCUAACUUUCUCUGAUUCAACAUUGCAAGAAUUCAACAUUUUCUUCGGCUACUCAAACCAAAAUGGCUUGGAUUUUGGCGGCGGCAAUAGCAGCGAUCACAUCAUUCCUCUACCUGCUUCAUCAAUGGCGGAACCUCUCAAGCAAGAAGAAACUCCCUCCCGGCCCAAAAGGGCUUCCCAUUAUCGGCCAUUUCCACCUACUAGGCAAGAAUCCUCACCAAGAUCUCCACCGCCUAGCCCGCAAGCACGGCCCGAUCAUGUACACGCGCUUCGGCUCCAUCCCAACCAUCAUCGUCUCCUCCCCCUCCGCCGCCGAGCUCUUCUUAAAGACCCACGACCUCAUCUUCGCCGACCGCCCCCACCACGAGGCCGCCUACUACCUCGGCUACGAGCAGCGCAACAUCGUCUUCGGCCGCUACGGCCCCUACUGGCGCAACAUGCGCAAGCUCUGCACGCUCGAGCUCCUCAGCUCCCUCAAGAUCGCCCAGUUCGAGCCGAUGAGGAAGGCGGAGCUCGGGAUCUUGGUGAGCUCGCUGAGGGAGGCGGCGGCGGCGCGUGAGGCGGUGGAUCUGAGCGCUAGGAUUAUGUCGAACAACGCUGAUAUGACGUGCCUGAUGGUGUUCGGGAGGAAGUUCGCGGAGAGGGAUUUCGACGAGAGGGGGUUUAAGGAGGUGAUGGCGGAGACGAUGGCGGAGGCGGCGGCGUUCAAUCUCGGCGACUAUUUCCCGUAUCUUAGGUGGCUGGACCUUCAGGGCUCGGCGCGCCGGCUCAGGAAGCUGAGUGGUAUUUUCGAUAAGUUUCUUGAGAGAAUCAUUGAUGAUCACGUCGUCAAGAAGGAGAGGAGUCACGAUUUCGUGGAUACGAUCAUGGCCAUUCUUGACUCCGGCGAAGCCGGAUUCGACUUUGACCGCCGCCAUGUCAAGUCCGUCUUACUGGAUAUGUUGCUAGCUGGGAUAGACACUUCAGCGGCAGCAGCGGAAUGGGCCUUGUCUGAAUUAAUUAGACAUCCAAAAGUAAUGAAGAAACUCCAAAAAGAAGUAGAAGAAAUUGUGGGGCCAAACCAAAUGGUGGAAGAGUCUCAUCUCUCCAGCCUCAAAUACCUUGAUUGCGUGAUCAAGGAAUCCAUGAGGCUUCACCCGGUGGGCCCGUUGCUCAUCCACCAGGCCAGGGAAGACUGCGAGGUCGCCGGGUUCCACAUUCCGAACCAAGCAAGAGUUCUGGUGAACACGUGGGCCAUCGGGAGGGAUCCCGAUGCUUGGACCGACCCCGAGAGAUUUGCCCCUGAGAGAUUUCUCGAGAGCCAUGUGGAUCUCCGGGGUCGAGACUUUCAGCUCAUACCGUUCGGGUCGGGUAGAAGGGGCUGCCCCGGGUUGCAAUUGGGGCUAACCACUGUUAGUUUGAUGGUAGCCCAAUUGGUUCAUUGCUUUGACUGGGAGCUUCCUCAUGGAACGGCGCCGGCUGAUUUGGACAUGUCUGAGCAGUUUGGUCUGGUCACUUCUAGGGAUAAGCAUCUCAUGGCUAUUCCAAUUUACAGGUUGCGUCUUUGAGUUCUAGACCUAGAUUCUCUAUUUCGGAUAAUGAUUUUUACAAUGGAUCGAGACCAAACAUUAUUCCGAACUACAAAAUCAUUGUAGAUUUGUUCAAUUUGGGAUACUUAAUUUUGUACUUUGCGAUAGGAACAUGGAUAUUAUCCACUGUUAGCUCUAAAAAUAAUUAUUUUUUUGGCGGAAGCCGCGGAA
This is a messenger RNA of Salvia miltiorrhiza (redroot sage), 1955 nucleotides long. RefSeq names its product cytochrome P450 71AU50-like. The transcript has 2 exons. The coding region runs from base 279 to 1763 and encodes 494 amino acids. The record is from RefSeq and is a predicted model, not a curated record. Lineage: Eukaryota; Viridiplantae; Streptophyta; Magnoliopsida; Lamiales; Lamiaceae. Gene Ontology annotation, molecular function: oxidoreductase activity, acting on paired donors, with incorporation or reduction of molecular oxygen; iron ion binding; monooxygenase activity.